Molecule: messenger RNA, 635 nt
Organism: Uranotaenia lowii
Lineage: Eukaryota; Metazoa; Arthropoda; Insecta; Diptera; Culicidae
Product: endocuticle structural glycoprotein SgAbd-5-like
Exons: 3
Coding region: 201-506 (101 amino acids)
Cellular component (GO): chitin-based extracellular matrix
Molecular function (GO): structural constituent of chitin-based larval cuticle
Source: RefSeq, a predicted model, not a curated record
UCUAAGUAUUGCCGGUCGGUCACAAGUUCAGAGGUUCCCGCAGAAAAUUUACACGAUAAAAACGGCGGUUCAUCACGUCUCGCGCGUCAAGAUUUCUUAGACCUACCAGAGAUAGUUAUCUCAAUUGCACGGAGAAGCAAAAGGCGGUACCCUCAUAAGAGCGGGAAUUGUCUUAGUAGUCAACGAAAGUGACAAAAAUCAUGAAGCUCCUGAUCAUUGCUGCCUUGGCUGUUUCUUGCUGUUUGGCGAUGCCACAGCCCCAGGAGGUUUCGAUUGUUCAGUACACCAAUGAUAACAACGCCGAUGGCAGUUAUAACUUUGCCUACGAACAAUCCGAUGGUCAGAAACGGGAGGAAACUGGUGAACUGAAACCGGUAGAUGGAGCUGAAGUUCCAGCAAUUUCUGUUAAAGGAUCGUACGAAUUCACCGACCCCGACGGCCAGCGAUUCCGAGUCGAUUACGUCGCUGAUGAACGAGGAUAUCGGCCGACGGUGACGAAACUGUAAAGAGUGGAUGGUUCGAGGGGAAUUUUUUUUCCAUUUUCUAAAUUAUUGAAACGUGCAAUAAAUUACGAAAUGAGCAAUUCGAGCAGAAGUGUUAAACAGUGGAAAUAAAAUGUAUGUUUGAACAAUUUA